UCUUAUCUCAUUUGCUUCAGGCAGAUAAGACACGCCCAGAAAUUGUUUAAUGAGUAACGCUCGACGACAAACAGACAUGCGAAGCGCUUUGUUUCUACUCGCUUUGUGCCUUUUCUCGCCGCCGACAGAGGCCCAAAACGAGGAAUGGUGGCCGACCGCCACACUUUAUCAGGUCUACCCCCGAUCUUUGAAAGACACAAAUGGCGAUGGUGUUGGCGACAUCAAAGGGAUAACCGAGUCGAUCCCACAUCUGGUUGAGGCUGGAAUCGACUGCGUGUGGCUGUCGCCGAUUUAUAAAUCGCCCAUGAAGGACUUUGGCUACGACAUCUCUGACUUCAUGUCCAUAGAUCCGAUUUUCGGCACGUGGGAAGAUUUUCUCGAGCUUGCCAGGGUGGUCAAGGAGGCUGGUUUGCGACUGGUAAUGGAUAUUGUGCCAAAUCACACGAGCGACGAGCAUGAAUGGUUUAUCAAAUCCAUCAACAGAGAAGAUCCUUACACUGAUUAUUACAUAUGGAAAGACUCCCUUGGAAUUGAUGAAAAUGGCACACAAAUUCCCCCGAACAACUGGAUAAGUGCGUUUGCCGGCUCUUCUUGGGAGUGGAACGAACAAAGGCAGCAGUUUUACUUGCACCAGUUUACCGUGGCUCAGCCUGACCUAGAUUACCGCAAUCCUUUGGUCAUAGAGGAAAUGAAGAACGUCCUGCGUUUCUGGUUAGAAAACGGGAUGGACGGAUUUCGCGUGGACGCCCCCGGCCACAUAGUGGAGCACAUCGACUUUCUAGACGAACCGCCAACCAACGACCCCAACUGUCCGCCUAUGCAGUUUUGCCAAUUGCAGCACAUUUACACGAUGAACCAGCCUGAAACGCUGGACAUCUUGUGGGAGUUUAGGCAGGUUGUUGAAGAGUAUGAAUUGACCAGUGGAGAAAAAAAAGUAAUUAUGAGUGAGCCAACAAAUAACAUAGUUGACACCAUGACAUUUUACGGAACACCGGAGAGGCCACUGAUGGACUUUCCAUUUAACGUUAAUUUUGUGUUUGACAUCAACAACCAAACCAACGCGUCUACUCUGAAGGGUGCGAUCGACAAAUGGAUCGACAACAUGCCCGCACACGCCACUGCAAACUGGGUGAUGGGAAACCACGACCAACCCAGAAACAGGGCACGUCAGGGCGAGGAAUUCGCGAUGGCCUUGAGCAUGGUGAACCUUCUGCUGCCCGGCAUCUCGAUCACAUAUUACGGUGAGGAAAUUAACAUGGACAACACCUUCGUCAGUUGGGAGCAAACCCAAGAUCCGCAGGGUUGCAACGCAGGGCCGGAAUACUACCAGCGAUUCUCUAGAGACCCUGAGCGAACUCCUUUCCAGUGGAACGACCAGCCGUUCGCAGGAUUCACAACCGGAAAUACAACUUGGCUGCCGGUCAACGAGAAUUACUUGACGCUGAAUUUAGAGGCGCAACGGGCAGCGGAAAGAAGCCCGUUCAAAAUAUUCCAAAAAUUGACGGCCGCGAGAAAGACGGACUCUGUCAAAUCAGGUGCAUUUGAUCAUCAGGUUCUGUCAGAGCAUAUUUUCGCUUUUGUGAGAGAAGAGCCGCCGUCCCUAAGCUACCUGGUUUUGGUGAACACGGGAUACUCAGAGGCGCAGGCAAACGCUAGAGCCUCAUUUGCACAGCUUCCAGACGCCGGCAUCGUUUACACUAACACACCUUCGUCUAAUUUUCAAAUCGGGGACGUUGUUGGGUUGGACGCGAUCGUUUUACCAGCUCGCGGAGGCCUUGUGAUUUCUUACUUGCCGCUCGUCUGAUUACCAAUAAAUAUUGAUUCUUGUAAUAAAAA
This is a messenger RNA of Cloeon dipterum, 1836 nucleotides long. Its product is annotated as alpha-glucosidase-like. The coding region runs from base 50 to 1804 and encodes 584 amino acids. The transcript has 10 exons. Lineage: Eukaryota; Metazoa; Arthropoda; Insecta; Ephemeroptera; Baetidae. The record is from RefSeq and is a predicted model, not a curated record. Gene Ontology annotation, biological process: carbohydrate metabolic process.